CCCAGCUACCUAACUUACCUACAUUAGACUUGUAGGUAGUGGGGGCAGAAAUUCUAGAUGAGCUUGACACAACUUCGCGGAAGCCAGUUUCCAAAUGGAGUUUUAUGGACCACUUUAACCUAGGCAAACUCGGAAGAUUGAUCGGCCCGUGACGUCAGAGAUCGUGCUGACAUCCAUGGGGGCCAUUCCGGUGCACGUGCUUAUGAGGGGCUCACGUCCUUUGCAGUACCUACUGCGAGUGCGACGCAUUUCCACACAGGUUGAAUCACAACUUUCCUUAGCUCAAAAGUGGGCCCUCAUCAUGUGCCGAACAAUAGAGCAAUCCUAAGAACUCACCCCUAAUUUGCAUUCCUUCCUUGCGAACCCUACAGACCCGGUCGCAGAUCAGCGAAUGCAAUAAGAUAAAGGCUUCUGCCCCCUUAACCCCAGCCAGAUCCUCAGCUACUUAAAGCUCCGUGUCUUUCCGUCAUUCUCAAACUUCAACUCGCCGAGCUUCCUUUGCUUUCAAGCAUCCAAAAGCUCCUGCUUCUGUUCUCAGCUCCCAGAACAAGACUCUGUACCCGCCUUGCAACCAGUCAGAUUCUUCUUAUCUUCAAAGUCAGCAGCAAUGGCGGCAGUCCCUUCCGGAGCUGAGGCUUAUGCGAAGCUGUAUCCUGAGACGUCCAGCGAUGGGGUGCUCCGCCUGGGCAACAUUGCCCCUGACUUCUCCGCAGAAACCACCAAGGGCCCCAUGCCUAGUUUCCACAAGUGGAUCGAUGGGCACUGGGCCAUCCUCUUCUCUCACCCUGCAGACUUCACCCCGGUGUGCACCACUGAGAUCGGCCGGUUGGCCCUCAAGUACGACUACCUCAACUCCAUCGGUGUCAAGCUGGCCACCCUCUCCUGCGACCCCGUGAGCAGCCACACCAAGUGGCUGGAGGAUGUGGUGGCGCACUGCGAGAACAAGAUCACGAUCGACUUCCCCAUCAUUGCUGACCCCACGCGCGAGAUCAGCGUCAAGUACGGCAUGCUGGACCCCACCAUCAAGGACAAGGAGGGCCUGCCCCUCACCUGCCGCGCCGUCUUCAUCAUCGGCCCCGACAAGAAGCUGAAGCUGUCUCUGAACUACCCCGCUUCCGUCGGCCGCAACAUGGACGAGAUUGUGCGAGUGACGGACGCCCUCAUGCUCUCCGCCAAGCACUCCAUCGCACUCCCCGCGAACUGGCCCAACAACCACGAGAGCAUCGGCAUGAAGGGCUCCGCGUUUUUGCUGCCCACCGUGACCAAGGAAGACGCGCAAAAGUACUUCCCGGGAUACAAGACGUGCGCGGUGCCGUCGGGCGUAGAGUACCUCCGCCUAACCAAGAUCGAAGACCUGAAGUUGUAGAUGGGCUCGAGCGGUCUGAGUUGGAAAUGGGUCAGGGAGAGUUUCAUGUUGGGUUACUAAGUACGGUGGUGUUACUAAGAGUUGGUGUAAAUCCGAUGAACCUGGGAUGAUUACUAAGUACACAGAACGCGCGCUCGCUUUUGGGAAGGUUCGUUGAUUGGAGCUUGCCACGUGUGCUUAACAGAUAGAUCUUCACAAGCGACCUGGCAGCCCCUAUAAUAUACUCGAGUCAGCUCGUUGUCAUAAGCAGUAGCUAGCUGUCUUGAACCAUUUUGAAACAUGACAUAUAAAGCCUUUCUGUCGUUCAAAGCUUCUUCGUCUUCUUCGAG
Messenger RNA from Klebsormidium nitens, 1695 nucleotides. The record is from the annotation of a GenBank genome assembly. NCBI's taxonomy places the organism in Eukaryota, Viridiplantae, Streptophyta, Klebsormidiophyceae, Klebsormidiales, Klebsormidiaceae.